GGAAAGGGCAUGUCGCACUUUUCGUUAGGCCAAAUUUAGCUGUUAUCAGCCCAGCACCAUGAGUGUGCAGUUCACCAGAGUGAGCGCUUAGUGUGUCAUCAAUGCAUGUGAAGAGUAACUGAAUAUGUCAGUGAAUGACAGAUGAAGCCACAAAAAGUCAGCGUCUGCAAGAAGACCAUUGAGAAAAGAAGUGACCUCAGCUCACCCGCUCACGAGAGUCGUCUCAAUCCUGGUUGUCAAAUACACUCAGCGUCAUCAUGGCCCACAAGACGGAAGUAUAAAAGUAUAGAGGAAAAACAAAUAUGACGAUGAGGAGGAUGAUUGUCAAGUGAAGCCAAGAGAACAACGGGACGGCACUCACUGACGAGAGAAACAUACAAUGAUUGUGGUUUUUCUACUCGCUGUCAUUGCAGGUACUCCAGCAGCAGGCCAAAUUUUGGAUGUUUGUACCACCUGCCACACUAACGCCACAUGUGACAACAAGCCAAACAGCUCUGGUAAAGUUUGUAACUGCAAGUAUGGGUUUGUUGGAAAUGGAAGAACUUACUGUCAAGAUAAAGAUGAGUGUCAGAUAGGAGCAAGUAAAAUCUGCGGGCAGCACACCCAAUGCCACAACACCUAUGGCAGCUACUACUGUACCUGCCUGUCUGGCUACAGCCCUACUAACUACAUGGCCACCUUCAUCCCAAAUGAUGGAACCUACUGCCAGGACAUUGAUGAGUGCAAGAUCACAGGGCUGUGUGGACAGGGCGGUUGGUGCAGGAACCUGGAGGGCAGUUUUGAGUGCGCCUGUCUGCUGGGAUACCAAAUCCACAAUGGAGCAGAGCCUUUUCAUCCUCACAGAGACAAGGCUUCCUGCAAAGUGGUUGACUGUGGCCAGCCUGCCCCAGUGGAGGACACAGUGCUGCUGUCAGUCACUGGGACCACAUAUGGCAAUGUAGCCACAUAUGUCUGUGAUGAAGGCUUCAUUUGGGCCAGUGGAGACAACACCUCCGUGUGUGGAGCUAAUGGGCUAUGGAGAGGACCAACUGUGGUCUGUGAAGAGGCUUUGUGUGGGAGUCCUCCUAUAAGUGAAUCCACUGGGCUCGUGUGGAACGGUAGCACAGCUCCUGGAAGCACUGUGCUCUAUUUCUGUAAAAAGGGCUUUUUUAACAAAGGAGGACAUAAUGUGUCGGUCUGUAAUGAAAACGGUCAGUGGACACCACCAGCUCUAUCAUGCCAAGAGAUAUUAUGUGGGGAUCCCCCUAUACUGCCCAAUACUGAGCAAGUAUGGAAUGGCAGCUCCACCCCUGGAAGCACUGUGACAUACUACUGUAAAAUAGGAUUUUAUCACAGUGAAGGAAACAAUAUGUCAUUAUGCACAAAUAAUGCCUCCUGGACAAAACCAAACAUCUCAUGCAAAGAUGUUCAAUGUGGUGCACCCCCACCCGUCCCUCAUUCAGUCAUGCUGUGGGAUAAAAUUCCCACCGUGGGCUCUCGGGUUGUGUAUCAGUGUAAUUCUAGAUAUCGCAGUGUUGGAGAGAGAAAUGUAUCAGUUUGUACUCCCAGUGGAGAAUGGGAUGAGGCAUCUCUGCUCUGUCAAGAAAUCAAUUGCCAAGAGCCUAUUUCCAAACCUCAUUCUAAAGUACUGUGGGAUGGCACUUUCCACAUUGGCAGUGUGGCGCAUUACCAAUGUUAUGAAGGAUAUCACACCAGAAGUCUGAAAAACUACUCAGUAUGUGGAGAGAAUGGACUCUGGGAGGAUACUGAUCUGUGGUGUGAAGAAAUAAGAUGUGGCCCCCCACUAAUCCUUCCACAUACUAACCUGCUAUGGGACCACACCAGCCGACCAGGCAGCGUGGUAUUGUAUGAGUGUAUGGAUGGAUAUUACCUGGAGAGUGGAAACAAUAUUUCAGUAUGUUCAUUAUCAGGAAAGUGGGGGGAAAUAUCGGUUAAGUGCCAAGCUAAAUGUGGCCCAGUUCCCUUCCUUGCCAACUCAGAGGUUGUGUGGCAUAAUAGAAGUGUUGUGAUCCACCGCUGCAUGGAUGGAUAUCACAUCUGGAAGGGCAGUAACAUCUCUGUGUGUGGCAGUUCUGGGGUGUGGCAGAAAGCUACUUUGAGAUGCAGAGACAUUGAUGAGUGCAGGAUCACAGGGCUGUGUGGAGAGGGCGGUUGGUGCAGGAACCUGGAGGGCAGUUUUGAGUGCACCUGUCAGCUGGGAUACCAAGUCCACAAUGGAGCAGAGCCUUUUCAUCCUCAAAGAGACAAGGCUUCCUGCAAAGUAGUUGACUGUGGCCAGCUUGCCCCAGUGGAGGACACAGUGCUGCUGUCAGUCACUGGGACCACAUAUGGCAAUGUAGCCACAUAUGUCUGUGAUGAAGGCUUCAUUUGGGCCAGUGGAGACAACACCUCCGUGUGUGGAGCUAAUGGGCUAUGGAGAGGACCAACUGCGGUCUGUGAAGAAAUCAAUUGUCAACAGCCCAUUUCCAAACCUCAUUCUAAAGUACUGUGGGAUGGCACUUUCCACAUUGGCAGUGUGGCGCAUUACCAAUGUGAUGAAGGAUAUCACACCAGAAGCCUGAAAAACUACUCAGUAUGUGGAGAGAAUGGACUCUGGGAGGAUACUGAUCUGUGGUGUGAAGAAAUAAGCUGUGGCCCCCCACUAAUCCUUCCACAUACUAACCUGCUAUGGGACCACACCAGCCGACCUGGCAGCGUGGUAUUGUAUGAGUGUAUGGAUGGAUAUUACCUGGAGAGUGGAAACAAUAUUUCAGUAUGUUCAUUAUCAGGAAAGUGGGGGGAAAUAUCGGUUAAGUGCCAAGCUAAAUGUGGCCCAGUUCCCUUCCUUGCCAACUCAGAGGUUGUGUGGCAUAAUAGAAGUGUUGUGAUCUACCGCUGCAUGGAUGGAUAUCACAUCUGGAAGGGCAGUAACAUCUCUGUGUGUGGCAGUUCUGGGGUGUGGCAGAAAGCUACUUUGAGAUGCAGAGUAAUAAAGCCACCUAUCAAUCACCUAUAUGUUGUCAAUGAAAAAUGUGUGCAUUGGAAGGCAGAGAAGUAUGAGGAGGAUACAGAAGCUUACAAGGUGACAUACAUAGGUACCAGAAACUACCAAAGGUCUUUUCGUGAUAAAAGGAAGCAAUUUCUGAACUCCAAAGCCGACCAGUUGGCAGUCUGUCUGAACCUGCUUCCAGCCACAAACUACAACAUCUCCAUCACUGCACUAUCUGCCAGAUUCACAGCCUCCAUCACAACUAACACCAGUUUACCAGUGCCUCCAGUGCCAGUUGUUUACUACAGAGAAUUUGAGACUCCUGUGCCAACUUUGAGGCUACACAGAUCAGCCAACACACUGGACCCAAUAAGUUUGUACCAAGUGUUUGUGCUUCCUGUAGAGGAGAUUAUGGUAUUUGACUGUUCUUUCCCUGGACGCCCUGAGCCCAUAAGCAAAAACAAAUUAUCUGGGGGAUACAUUACUGCCCAGAUCCUUGUCAGACAUGUCGGGACAGAGGUAAACUUUACUGUUGGGGACGGAAUCCACUAUGGAGGCUUCUAUAAUGCACCCCUGGAGAAUGGCCGGAACUACUAUAUCAUCUUACGAGCUGUCAGUCAGUGGAACACAGCCAUAAAAAGCUCCUGUGUCCUGUGGGCUAAAAUAAAAGGUACAUCCUAUGUUCUGAGGGUUUCAUCGCUGGCUGCUGCUUCAGUGGGACUGGUUGCCUUGGCCAUUUUCAGUGGUUACAGUUGCAUCUGGUAUGGACGAUACAGAGUAGAAACUCUGUGUACCCCUCAAACAAAGUUGAUCAAUUGCCUCAUACAACGAAAUACUACAUAUACCACUAUAUAAAAAUAUAUAUAUAUAUGUAUAUUUCCCUGCUAGCCCCAUGUGGGCAGUCUUCUACCAGAGCCCUGGGAGCCUGAGGGUUCUGUGCAGUAUCUUAGCUGUUGCUAGGACUGCGGUCUUCCGGACAAAGAUCUCAGAUGAUGCUCCUGGAACCUUCUGGAGCUUCUCUCCCAUUUUGGGGUUACAGCCCAGUGUCCCGUGAUCAUGUUCCUUCUUCUAGAAGUUGCUACAUCUAUCACAACUGAUUUCUUCAGUUGUUCAUUGACCCACCAUGAUGGUUGGUUAGUCAUCACCAGCUUAUUAGUCUGGAUCUGGACGUCCCACAGGAUCUUAGCCGGGUCAUUCUCCGCCACCUUUGGAGGUGUCUUCUGUUUUGACCUUGGGACUUUCAGCCCAUACAGAUGUUUUUCUACACUAUGCCAGCCACUUGGUUAAGGCGUUCCAUGUACACCAUACCUGCUGCCUCACACGACCUGCUGUUGUGUACAACCAUUAGGUGGUAAUUCUAGUUUGCACUAGAAUAAAAUACUACUUUUGCACAAGUGUUAAAGACACAAAAUGUAUUGUCAAUUGCUGACUAACAAAUUCAAGUACAGUAUAGACUUCAGCUAAAGCAUUUGAUCAAGGAAUGUGAAUAUUACAGUGGAUUAGGGGUACCAUUUUAGCCAAUGAUGGAUGACAUUUUGUGAUAAACCUUCUAAAACUCACACAAAGAGUAGAUGUGCAAAACAUGUACAAUAACAGUUCAUGUCAAGACACAAGACCUACUUAAAUAACAUUUUGUCUUUUUGUCUUUUCUUUCAGGCUUUUCAAGAAGACUUGACGUCCCUCAGUGUUGAUAUUGAUAAAUAAAUGUCUUGAUUUUC
This is a messenger RNA of Scophthalmus maximus (turbot), 4686 nucleotides long. It is a transcript of the gene susd1, whose product is annotated as sushi domain containing 1. Gene Ontology annotation, molecular function: calcium ion binding. The record is from RefSeq and is a predicted model, not a curated record. Lineage: Eukaryota; Metazoa; Chordata; Actinopteri; Pleuronectiformes; Scophthalmidae. Bases 380 to 3823 code for a protein of 1147 amino acids. The transcript has 22 exons.